Messenger RNA from Juglans microcarpa x Juglans regia, 1327 nucleotides. Its product is annotated as ethylene-responsive transcription factor 5-like. Gene Ontology annotation, molecular function: DNA binding; DNA-binding transcription factor activity. The record is from RefSeq and is a predicted model, not a curated record. Lineage: Eukaryota; Viridiplantae; Streptophyta; Magnoliopsida; Fagales; Juglandaceae. The coding region runs from base 227 to 1150 and encodes 307 amino acids. The transcript has a single exon. Gene Ontology annotation, biological process: regulation of DNA-templated transcription; ethylene-activated signaling pathway.
GAACCUAAUGUGAAACCAAGUCUCCCCUGUAUUCCAACCAACGUUCAAAAUUCCUCCCCCUUAUAUACCUCCUCCUCACUCAUUUCUUUUUGCAUUCAAAAGAACCCAACUUUCUUCUCAAUUCUUCCUAGGUUUGAGUUUACUCCAUCUCAUUCUCUCUAGCUCUCCUCCCAUCUAGGAGAAUCUCUCACACACACAGCCUCAACUAGUACUGCAGUACCCUGCAAUGGCGUCUUGUCUGGAAUCUUCAACCUUGGACCUCAUCAGACAACAUCUUCUUUGUGACUUUACUUCCAUGGAGAGCUUCGUCUCCAAUCUCGAUGUUUGUAACUCCAACAUCUCCCAAAAUCAGCCCAUCCAAACUUCGGAACUCAAAAAUGGAGGCUCCAACGGUGAUAUUGAAGUCUCUGCUUAUUUGCUGCCAAAGGAAGAACCCGUCACAUAUCCUUCCAGUUCUUUCAACCAAACAAACUCCGACCUCGAAACAGAGCCUAAACCCUUCCACUCAAAUCCCCCCAAAACUUCCAACUUAAGCCACCGCAGACCCUCCAUAAAUGUCGCAAUACCUCCUCCAACUUUCCGACUAAAUUCGCAGCCCAUGCUGGAAGCUGGAUGUAAUUCGAACGUUUCGAAUCAUAGUGAAAGUAAGCACUACAGGGGAGUCCGGAGGCGGCCGUGGGGGAAGUUCGCGGCCGAGAUACGUGACCCCAACAGGAAAGGCUCUCGGGUGUGGCUCGGAACGUUCAAUACGGCCAUAGAAGCAGCAAAAGCUUACGAUCGAGCUGCAUUCAAGCUGCGUGGAAGCAAAGCUAUACUGAAUUUUCCACUAGAGUUCACUGCCAAUACUCCGGAGAAUAAUACUUCUGAAGUGCGCGUCGGAAGGAAGAGAACGAGAGAGAGUGAGAUUGAGAUUGAGGAAGAGACGAACAGAGCAGUAGAGAGAAAGAAGGUGAAAGAAGAGCCGGUGGAAUGUGCUCGGGAAGUAAUGGCGGAGAGUGUUUCGGCGGCAGUCCAUCCGUUAACGCCGUCGAGUUGGACAGAGGUAUGGGAUUGUGAGGUUAAGGGGAUUUUCAGCGUGCCUCCGUUAUCACCGUUAUCACCGUUACCUCCGCAUCCGUCGUUGGGAUACUCUCGGCUAAUGGUUAUAUGAUAGCGCGCAUUGGCAGCUAAAGCCUAACGCGGGACCCGGGUGGCAUCACUGGGAAAUUAUAAGGAAUAUAUGUAUAUAUACGUUUAACGUAUAGAUAGAAGAGCUAGCGAUGUCAAUCUUAAUUUUAGAUCUUGCUAUCUUUAGUUAUAUUUUAAAAAGUGUGGGUCGAAUUCCUUU